GGUUGCCUAGCAACGCAUCAAACAACCAUGUCUACAGAGAGGCUAACGAGCGAGUUAGCUCCGUGAGACAGUUUUUUGGGGUUGUACAAACUGCUUAAAAAACAGAUGUAGCUCAUAGAAACAUGGAGCGAGAACUCACAGAAGAGGAACUGCAGGAUUUGUACGCAUGGAUAGACAAAAUCCCCCUAUCCCGGCCCAAAAGACACAUUACAAGAGACUUCAGCGACGGAGGUUUGUUUGGCUUUGCUGGUAAUCCGCUGUGGGGGGUUAAAGAAGCUAAACAAGACGCAGGAGUAAAAUUACCUCUAAUUAAUCACGUGAAAUCUUUCUCUACUUGUUUGUGUGCUUACAUCUCCUGUUUAUUUACUUAUUUGUGAGCUGAUUGUGCCUCUUUCUUGAACCUCCUGCAGUCAUGGCUGCAGAGGUUGUUAAACACUUCUUCCCAAAGCUUGUUGACCUGCACAACUAUAUUCCUGCAAGCUCCACACAGCAGAAGUCCAGUAACUGGAGCCUUCUCAACAGGCAAGACACCAGAAACAUAAUCAUGUAUUUGUUUGUUCAUGAUGCAUGUGAAUUUAUGGACCAGACACGGACAGAAUCAGAAAUGUUCCCUUCCUUUUUAUGUAGUGUUCAGUAUGAUUAAGCUGUGUUUUGAUAAGUAAUUGGUAGCAGGGUACAAAAGGGCAGCCUGUUUUUCUUCUCAUAUGAUUAAAGAAGACCAACAAGCUCCUUUUCAUUUAACUUUCAAUUCAUUAAAGUAAAAGCUCAUCUGUAUUGUUAGUUCUGGUGUCUCUCUUUUGAUGUUACCACAGAGAUUCUGUACAGGGUUUAGGUCAGGCGUGAUGGCUGAUCAAUCAAACACAGUAAUAUCAUGCACAGAAAACUAGUUUCUGGAAGUUUUGGUGUGCCAGGCCCUGCUUUAAAGGAAAUCUGUAUCUCCAUACAUCUGUUUUAGCAAAUGGAAGCAUGAAAAUCUCUCAAUAACUGACAAGAAACUGGACUUUGCACAACAUUCUUAUGUUUUAAGAUACAAGAAUAAAUCUCAUGAGCUGUGAGAUGUAAUCAGUCAAGAUUAAAGGGAUGUUCCGGCGUAAACUUAGGUUAGGGUCAAACACACCGUAACACCGAGUUAGACACCCCCAUCGAGGGAUGAAUGUUACCGACCGCUUGUUAAGUCAUACCAACUUUUGUAACGACCGCAUGAUAGCAAUACAGAGAGCCACGCGCUCAACCAAAGCGCCACUAUAUAGCCACAAAUAAUGCUCAGAACAGCACCUAACUUCAUCAACAGGACAUAUAGGGUCCUAACCACAGCACUAGCCACCAAACAUCUUUUUAACUUUGACCUAUUUCUUUAGCAAAGAGACUAAACACAACUCACCUACUCUCUUCCAGCAGCCACUUGUUUAUAGUGAGACCUCAGGCCAGUCCAUUAUGGACUACAGCGGGGUGACGCAGCUCAAGGAAAAACAUUUAUGAUCAUAUAAUCAUAUAAAUGCAAUCAGACCGAGACGCUAAGGCAGAAGAACUACCGUGUCUGCAGUGAAAAUGAUUAAUGUGAUGAUAAAUGUUCUUCCUUGAGCUGCGUCACCCCACAGCAGUCUGUAAUGGACUGGCCUGAGAUCUCGCUACAAACAAGCGGCUGCUGGAAGAGAGUAGGUGAGUUGUGUUUAGUCUCUUUCCUAAAGAAAUUAGGCAAAACUAAAAAGAUGUUUGGUGGCUAGUACUAUGGCUGGGACCCUAUAUGUCCUGUUGAUUAAGUUAGGUGCUGUUCUGAGCAUUAUUUGCGGCUAUAUAGUGGCGCUUUGGUUGAGCGCGUGGCUCUCUGUAUUGCUAUCGUGCGGUCGUUACAAAAGUUGGUAUAACUAGAGAAGCAAGUGGUCGGCAACAUUCAUCUCUUGACGAGGUGUCUAACUUGGCGUUACAGUGUGUUUGACCUUAACUUAAUUUUACGCCGGAAUAUCCCUUUAAAGCUGAAAUCGAAACACUUGAUAUCCAUGAUCUUUUGUGCCCAAACAGAUAUGAAAUUACUGCAUGGGCUCAAAAUCACUUCCAGAAACUGGUUUAUGCACACACAGUUGGUGAGAAUGCAGGUUUAGACUGUAACAUGCAAAGAGGAAGCCCCACAGAAACAUGUUCUAGAAACUUCUUUGGUAGUUUCAACACAAAAUUACAAAGCUCAGGAUAAGCGGUUACUUAAGGCAGAACAUUUGGUCAGGGCUCCAAAGGGCCUCUGCAUCUGGUCCUUAAAAACCAGUCCAACCCUCCCACUCAGCCUGUCCCCCGGACAAAGAUAUGGCUCACUGCCAGCUCCAGAUUUAUGGUUCUCACUGUGAACACUUCGGUCCGCUAUAGUGUUUGUCAUCACCAGUUAAAUCACUUUUAGUUUGCAGCUCCCAUUGUGUCUGGUUUUGUUAAUUGGAAACAUGUGUUUACGGUUAUUAAUGUAUUUACUUCUCUUUGUGGACAGGAAGGUGUUUUCCAAGCUGAACUUUGUGGUGCCUGAGGAGACAGUGAGGAGGAUUAUACUGAACACAACAGGAGUGAUAGAGCCUGUACUGAGGGUCCUCAAGGAGAAGAUAGAGAAGAAACUGGAGCACACCGCAGAGAAUAUGCUGGUCUAUAAUGUUUUUUACACUUAAACUCACCUUUUUUUCUGCGGUAACAGACACAUUUCAUUGUUGCUUUAAAACUAAUCGUAUUUUCAUUUAUAUAUUUUUAUUCCAGAUUCAGGAUUUGGAAUACUAUGACCACAAGAAUCAAGACAAACAUUAUCCAGGUAGAGCUGCAGUUCCCUAAAAUAAGCUUAUUCUUCACCACUAAACACUCAGUUGACUAUUGUUUGUGGAGCAGAUUUCAUACAGAGGUCUGCAGCGUGAUUGUGCAGAUUUAUUUUAUUUCUGUCUGGAGUUUGCAGAAUUUAGCCUCGCACCAACUCACAGCAGACACCACCAGUGAUGACAGCUAUUCAGAAGUUCUUACCACAAGAAGUUAAAUGUGAGGAAUAAGGAAAUAAAGUGAAAUACAGAUACCAGAAGCGCUGAAUUACCAAGAAUAUGAUGACUGUGUUUUGACUUAAAGCCUCAUGCAGAAUUUCCCCUGAUGUUGGUGUCAUCUGUGGAGUGUAUUAGCUGACACAGUCGGUCUGUAACCCCGACUGAAACUGCAGAGACUAAAAUUGUGUUUUUUUUUAGCACAGGGAGGGAAGUGUGUGUAAUUUUAGACGGUUUUUUAAUGUUGCUUCAUCCAACAGCUGCCAACAAAAAACAAAUCAGCAUAUUUAAGUCAAAGUAAAGGUGUUUUAUGAGUCAAGAAAGGUCGAUCCUGCCUCUUAAAGUGAUACUUGUCCAAGAUCUUAUCUACUUCCUGCCUUAUCUCUCCUGUCCUGACAUUGUCAGAGUUUUUCCCCUGUGAAUGUUCAUCUGUCUCAGAGAUAACAGUGACCACACAGGGACACAAACAUACCUACAUCAGCCACAUCAGACACAGCUGAUUAGAGAAUAACAAGACCUUUAGGGAGUGCCCCUCUUCCGUUUCCCACACCUCAUCUGUACCCUGCAAAGCUGACCUCAGACCUGUGGCUCCUCCCUCUGCUUUUUCCUCUUCUAUCUACACCCAAUCCACCCUUACACACACACACACAGAGAAAAACACACACCACAGGUCUCUAUAUCAGCUCCCCACAUCACCAGAUGGCCUUUAUCGCUGGCCUGAGCUCAGCACUGCUGGACUUAAAGGCCUCCUCAUUUUUCUUCCUCCGUCUUCUUAUCUUACCUCCAUGUUCCUCUCUUUAUCUCUCUCCUUACCUUUUCCCUUUACCCUACUUUUGUCUGUAACAUUUACUAGAUUUAUUGUUUUUUCAGCCUUUAUUUUAAGUUCAGACAUUUAAAAAGUUUGCCUCGCUGCCUGCAGAAAUUCAGCAAGAUGAGGCAAAACUUCUGGCUCAGUUGGCAGGAGAAGAAAGGAAAAAAGAUGACGGCAUCAAACUAAAGAACGGGUACGCCUGAAAUACUGGUAUAAAUGUGGAUUAAAUUAGUUAAUUGUAGCUUUUACAGUAAUUAUAUAUCUCCGCUUUCUUUAACUGUACAGUAAACACCAACAAACAGUGCACCUUUACCAAAACAUGGACCCCGCUUCACGGCUUAUCCUGCAGGAGAAAGAGAAAUCUCUCAUGGCUCUGCAGGAGACGGUGGAGGUACACACACACACACACGCACACACACACACACACACACAUGCACACACACACACACACACACACAUGCACACACACACACACACACAUCAACACAGAGAGAGUUGAGUCCGGGAAACACUCUGCUGACUGGUUGGACAUCUGCAAACACAAUCCUUUUCCGUUUUGAUGUCCUGCAGGGAAGAACUUUGUUACUCACAGACACACACAAAGACACACUACCUGUAAAAAUGAUCUUUGUGUGUGUGUGUGUGUGUGUGUGUGUGUGUGUGUGUGUGUGUGUGUGUGUGUGUGUGUGUGUGUGUGCGAGUGAGCAAAAGGGAGAGAGAGGCUUUCAGAAGUGUGUGUGAUGCAUGCGUCAUGAGCUGUGUCAGCAGUGGUCAGUGAGUCAGACCCACCUCACAGGAUAUAGCUUUUUUUUCUUCCUCUGCCUGUGGACACAUCCACAUCUGUAUGUCGAGAACAAAAUAGAAAAAAAAAAACACAGAGUAGCGACACCCAAGUGCAACAUGUCCUAUCUUGACUAGAGGAAGUUUAUUUUCAUCACUGACAUAACUCACACCUCUACAGAUAAACUUCCUCUUGCUUCAUCACAUCCUUCUCGCGCCUGUGUGUGCAGAUCCUGCAGAUGAAGGUGAACCGUUUGGAGCACCUGGUUCACCUGAAGGACAUGAGGAUAGAAGACCUGAUGAGGCAUUUGGAGACGUACAAAGGGAAAGGAAAAGCACUCUGAUACGAACAACAAUAUGUAAACGGUUACACUAAGACCUGCAUGACCACAAGGAUGAAUUGCCAGUCCUAACAUGACUAUCUCCACGCACUUCCUGUCCCUCAAGUUGUUUUGUCAAAUCAAAACCAAAAAACAAGUCAUAUCAUACCAAGAAAGAAUCUCACCUUCAGUUAAUCGUCACUUUUUGGAUUGCUUUUCUUGUUUUUUUGUGAUUGAUUUCAUGUGUUUGUGCGUGUGGAUGUUUAAAUGGGCCUGUAAUCUUAACACUACUAAAAGCGAGGGAAACUUCAUUGUCCUUAUAAGAAAUAUUAAGGUUGAAAAUGCAGUGGAAUAAUCAAAAGUGAGGUUUUUAGAUGCAACAGAAAUGAAUAAAUCUCAAAAUUGUCAUAAAAUGUAGGUUACACUCCUGUCCUGACAUAUUCAGGUCUUGGAGAUUUGACCUUGAGCACAUAAACUCAUAAAAAGUGUGAUGUUAAAGCUCCUUUGAGGACCUUUCCAGUUGUGUCAAUCAGAUGUCAUAAAAAGGAAUCAAUAUAAAUUUUAGCCUAUUCCAGACUGGCAGACUCUGUAAUGUGUUAAAACUCACUUUUGGUGUUAGUUUAAAGUCUCUUACAUUAUCUACAUAGAAGAAGAAGGCGGAAGUUUCCACCGAAACACGUCAAGGUACGAGAAGAAGAUUACAUGUCUGAGAUAAAAAGGAAAACUAUCAGAGGAGCUUCUUGUCCUCAAGUGACACCAUUACUCCAUCAACAGGAGGGGUGAGCAAAGAAUCUGACCACAAAAAAUCACUAAAUAUUCCCAUUUCUUCACGCUGUACUUUUCAAUCUUCAUCAUGUUAUCAAAGUCAUCCGCCGUUUGGCAAGAGCUUUUGUCCUCUCUGACAACAAUGUUCAAUAUUUGUCAACACACUCAUUUGUCAACACACUUCAGGAGGGGUGUAACUGUAACACAUGGUUUCAAAAUCUGAAGUUAUAUAAGUGUUAAAGUUGGUCUGUUUACCAUGUGUAUGUUUAUCUUAAUUCUGCCUAUAGCUAUCCAAGCAAAGUGCAUUUGGUGGUUAUCUAAAUGAUCCAUAUUUCUGAUAAUUAAAAGAAAAAAACAUUGUCUCUAUUCUGUAGAUAUUGUUGCAUACCUCCAGAAAUUGCAAAGUGAGUUUUUGAGUGUUUCUUUCAGAGAUAAGACAGUUUUAUGUCAAAUUAACUUCCCUCCAAGUGCUUAAUAAACCCAGAAAACACUGAAAAGACUGAAGCUCUCUUUUUCAAUAUAAGGAUAAGCAAGUUAAUCUGUCAUAAUAAAUGGAAAUUUUCUUCUGCAAAGAAGGUGACAUGCAGCAAAAGUUUCAGUACCGUAAUUUCCUUCCACUUUUAUGGUGACACCAUUUACUAUUUAUGAAACCAGAUUUCCUGUGAAUGUGUCAAGGUUGGUUAGAGAUCAAAUGCAAGAUCUAUUUGCAAGUUAUCAGGAAUUGACCCGAGUUUCACGUAGUUCAAAGCUUACAGAUUGCCAUAUAUAGUCAAUUGCGGCAGGCAGAGAAACCACAGGGCGUUUUGAGCUCUACGCAUUGAAAUAGAGAAGUGUUUUAUAAAGUAGCAGGUUUACUCCACUAUCUCUAGAAUCAGGUCAUGCUCGAGUUGAAUUUGGUGUGUUUUUCCAUCAUUAUAUCAGAUUAAACCUGGUGGGGUGUGGCGGCCUCUGUUUGACCGUUCCUGCUGUGGCGUCUUGAUUCUGCUGAAAAUCAUCUUCAGUUGUCUGCUGCUGUGACUUAAACUUUUCUUAAACUUGAGCUUGAAAAGAUUAAAAAAUGAACCUCAUAGCGGCACGUAAACUCCAAUCUCAGAAAAAGGUGUAAUGUACUUGAAUCAAAGGUAGCAAACCAAAUCAAUUAUGGGACAGUGUGUUGGUGGCACAGCAGGGAGUUGUCAGGAAAACACUUGGUUGUUCUUAUCUUUACAGCUGUCAAGACAAGUUAACAAAAGUUAGAUUUCAAUCAAGAGCAAAGAAAGAAACUUUAUGGGCAAAAUGUAGAGGAGAUGGUCAACACAACAGAGAAAAGCAAAAUACAGGCUGGCCAACCCUCACCACGCUCUGAUUAGUGAAUAUGAAUCAUUACCAUUAAUCUGUGGGACAAGGUUCAUGUUUUAAUGUCUCAUGUUCAUAAAACAAUUCUGAAACUCUAUAUGGACCAGCAUCCCGGAUCUAGAGUAAGUUGAAGGCCUUUAAAUGUGCCGUCUGCUGUUACAAACGUUGUCUUGUUGUGUUUAUUCAUGUAUCUUGUCCUGUACGUUGUAAUUGGAUCUACUGGGAUACAGGUUCAAUAUCAGACUUUGGCUAUGGAGAGUUAUAUUUACGUAAAUCGAACUCAAAUAUUAAAGAUUGUCUGCAAAAUAA
Messenger RNA from Xyrichtys novacula (pearly razorfish), 7313 nucleotides. The record is from the annotation of a GenBank genome assembly. NCBI's taxonomy places the organism in Eukaryota, Metazoa, Chordata, Actinopteri, Labriformes, Labridae.